AUGUCUACUUCUUUUGUUCCCGCCAGCCUGGCUGCUGAGGCUGUAGUGACCUCGCCUGAGGCGCCGCAGUCUGCCAGUGGCCGCAAGAGGGCGGCGAGAGAAGAGUCUGCGGCUGCAGAGCCGGCCGCCAAGAAGGCAAGGGGCCCUCGGCGGAAGCAGAACGACCCCUGGCCAGCAGCAACUGGCAACGAGGACGUCGACGUGCCCAGACUAUGGAACUGGGUGAUGCGCGGGUCGUCGAAGCCGGCCCAACAGCUGAUCAACUUCCGGGGCCGUAGGGUCCACGUCACGGAGGCAUUCCCCAUCUGGUAUGGGGAGCAGAAGAUGCCCCCGGUCAUCAUGGGCAACCCCAAGCAGGCACUACCGCCUCUGGGCAUGGUGCCUGAAGCCACUCCGUGGCAGCCAAUUGGGGGCCUUCAACCCCCCCAGCAACAGCAGGUGUUCGCGCCUGCCCCCCCGCCCCAGCAGCAGGAGAUGUUCGCGCCUGCUACCCUGCCCCAGCCCGCCAUGCCCCAGCAGUGUUACUGCAUCCCGGGGCUCCCGCAUGAUAUGCGGGUACACCAGCGUUUGCAGGCACAGCCUGACAUGCUGGCCUACCCGCUUCUCCCCGUCAUGCCUCAGCAUGGCGACUUCCUCCCGCCUGCUGCCCCUACCAUGGGCAAUUUCGACUUUUCUGAAGGCGAUGCAGCCCUCCCGAUAGAGGGGGAUUUCGACGCCUUUCUAGCCUCGAUGGGGGAGGUCGCCCCGGCAGUAGAUGAGAACGCCGAGGUGAGCGGCGUCGAUCUGACCGAGGCCGACACGGUGGAGGAUGUGGUCGACGAAAUGUCGGCCACUGUACCUGAUCCUGAUGCCAACAUGUAUCGGGACAUGAUUGAUGACGGGGAGGUACUUGCGCUCUUCGGAGACCUCCCGCCGAUCAGUAUGGACGCCUUUCUUGACUUCGACUGA
Messenger RNA from Boeremia exigua, 948 nucleotides. RefSeq lists its product as uncharacterized. Lineage: Eukaryota; Fungi; Ascomycota; Dothideomycetes; Pleosporales; Didymellaceae. The transcript has a single exon. The record is from RefSeq and is a predicted model, not a curated record. Bases 1 to 948 code for a protein of 315 amino acids.